This is a messenger RNA of Dunckerocampus dactyliophorus (ringed pipefish), 1512 nucleotides long. RefSeq names its product zinc finger protein 260-like. Gene Ontology annotation, molecular function: RNA polymerase II cis-regulatory region sequence-specific DNA binding; DNA-binding transcription factor activity, RNA polymerase II-specific. Gene Ontology annotation, biological process: regulation of transcription by RNA polymerase II. The transcript has 2 exons. NCBI's taxonomy places the organism in Eukaryota, Metazoa, Chordata, Actinopteri, Syngnathiformes, Syngnathidae. The record is from RefSeq and is a predicted model, not a curated record. Bases 245 to 1294 code for a protein of 349 amino acids.
UAUAUUCCUGGUAGCUUUGCGAGGAAAACACACAAGACAAUUAUUACAAAAUAUAAAGAGAUUGAGUGGCAGCGAGAGACUUUUUUUUUAAUAUUUGUGUCAGAAUAAACGCAUCUCAGUAAACUUUGAAGCUUCUGAGUUCAGCUUAGCUUAGCUAACUAGCGGCUAACAAAGAGACCCGGAAGUUGUCAACACAGCUAAGUAGAGCCGGAGUGUGAGUGUAAAGUGUUGUGAUUGUGUGAAAAUGUGUAAAGUACAAAUGCUGAGAGCGUUGGUGAACCAGCGACUAACUGCGGCUGUGGAAGAAAUAUUUGUAGUGCUGGAAAGAACGAUAGCAGAGUAUGAGGAAGAACUUUCUCGAACAAAAAAUGAGAACCAGCGACAACGUCAACUACUGGACGCUGUUUGCAAGAAGCGUCAAGUUGUGUUACACAGAGCAGAUGCCAUUGAAGAACGACCUCCCACUAAGCAGCGGGAGUGGAACCCCAGCAUGGAACAGGAGGAUCCACUGCCCCUGCACAUUAAAGUGGAGCAGCCACAGCUCCCCCACAUUAAAGAGGAAGACAGGGAUCACGCCAUCAGUCAGGACGGAGAGCAUCUUGAAGGAGUGGAGGAGUUCCCAGUGAUUGUUGUCACUGUGGACAGUAAAAACGAUGAAGACAAAGGUCAAGGUGAGGAGAAGGGAGAGGCUGAGCCUCCACACAGUAGCUCAACUCAACACAUGACAACAGAAGCUGAUGGAGACCACUGUGGAGGAUCACAAGCACACAACCUCUUAGCUCCACUAUCAGAUAGUGACGACACAACGUCACACUCUGCUGACACUGAUGAUGAAGACUCCAAAGCUCCAAUGACAUGUCACACUGACAACACACACUGGAAAUGCUCUCAAUGUGACAAAACUUUUGUUACAAAGGGAAAUCUGAAAGUACACAUGAGACGUCACACUGGAGAGAAACCUUUCACCUGCUUGGUUUGUGGGAAAAGAUUCUCUCAGCGGUCACAUUUGAAAACCCACACAAGAAUACACACUGGAGAGAAACCUUUUUCCUGCUCAGUUUGUGGUAAAAGUUUCUCUCAGAAGAUAUCUUUGAAGGGACACACAAGAACGCACACGGGAGAGAAACCUUUUUGCUGCGCAAUUUGUGGUAAAAGUUUCUCUCAGAAAAUAACUUUGAUGGGACACACAAGAACACACAUUAGAGGAAACAACUUUUCUUGUUCGAUGUGUGGUCAGCGAUUUACAAAUUUUGCAAACUUGACUGAACACAUGAGAAUCCACACUGGGGAAUAACUUGAAAACCUUUUUUAAAGGACGCAUCCAGCUGGAUUGCAAAGUAAAUCAGUGAACCACAAAUAAGCAAGACUCUAAUACCGUUAAAAAAACAAAAGUUAUGUAAAAGACACCUUGCUAACUGAUGAACUGUUUGCGAUGUUUGUUUCAUCUAUCACAUGUAUGAACACACUUUUCUUCUUCGAGACUUGACCUUUGUACUUUUGACCCUUAAUAAA